Messenger RNA from Mercurialis annua (annual mercury), 1366 nucleotides. Its product is annotated as probable xyloglucan endotransglucosylase/hydrolase protein 32. Gene Ontology annotation, biological process: xyloglucan metabolic process; cell wall biogenesis. The record is from RefSeq and is a predicted model, not a curated record. The coding region runs from base 75 to 962 and encodes 295 amino acids. Gene Ontology annotation, cellular component: apoplast; cell wall. Gene Ontology annotation, molecular function: hydrolase activity, hydrolyzing O-glycosyl compounds; xyloglucan:xyloglucosyl transferase activity. The transcript has 4 exons. NCBI's taxonomy places the organism in Eukaryota, Viridiplantae, Streptophyta, Magnoliopsida, Malpighiales, Euphorbiaceae.
UAAAUACAUAAAUAAUUCCAUUCUUUCCCAUACAGUUUCUCCACAUCUUUUCUCCAUCCUUUCCAAAUCUAGCUAUGGAUUUCUUCUUUUUUUUCCUCUUCCUCAUUACUCUAAUCCCUUCUUCAACUUAUGCUGAUUGGCCACCUUCUCCUGGCUACUGGCCAAGCACUAAGUUCAAAUCAAUGAGUUUUUAUGAAGGCUAUAGAAAUCUUUGGGGUUCUUCUCAUCAAAGAGCAGACCAUGAUGCAUUAACCAUCUGGCUUGAUAGUACUUCAGGGAGCGGAUUUAAAUCGGUUAAGCCAUUUCGAUCUGGGUAUUUUGGUGCCUCGAUUAAGCUUCAUCCUGGCUAUACUGCAGGAGUUAUAACAGCUUUUUAUCUUUCAAAUAAUGAAGCUCAUCCUGGAUAUCAUGAUGAAGUGGACAUUGAAUUUCUUGGUACAACAUUUGGAAAGCCAUAUGUGUUACAGACUAAUGUUUACAUUAGAGGAAGUGGAGAUGGCAAUAUUAUUGGAAGAGAAAUGAAAUUUCAUUUAUGGUUUGAUCCAACCCAAGAUUUUCAUCAUUAUGCCAUUCUUUUGAGUCCCAAGGAGAUCAUAUUCCUUGUUGAUGAUGUGCCCAUAAGAAGGUACCCUAGGAAAAGUGAUGCAACAUUUCCAUUAAGGCCAAUGUGGGUUUAUGGUUCAAUUUGGGAUGCUUCAUCUUGGGCUACCGAAGAUGGAAAAUACAAAGCAGAUUAUAGAUACCAACCAUUUAUUGCAAAAUAUAAGAAUUUCAAAGCUGGCGGUUGCUCGGCUUAUUCUCCGGCAUGGUGCCGCCCCGUCUCCGCCUCGCCGUUCCGCUCCGGUGGUCUUACAAGGCAGCAAUAUAGGGCAAUGAGAUGGGUUCAAACUCACCACAUGAUUUAUAACUAUUGCUUCGACCACAAGAGAGACCAUUCCAAAACACCUGAAUGCUGGCAUUAAAAUAGAAUUACUUGUUUUGUGAUUUUAUUUUUUCUAUUUUUGGUCUUUUAAUGUUCUUUCAUUUAUAUUUAAAAAAAUAGGUGUCUUGAGAUGGGUUUUACUUUGCAACAUAAUGUUGAGAAAAAAAAGUAUAAGCGUCCAAGGCACCUAAUUGAAAAUUUGGAAUUUUUUCAUGGUUUAAUUUUCAAUUUUAGCCCUUUUUCUUUAAUAUUGUACAUUAAAUAGCUACAGAAACAUAAAGAGAUGGAGAAAGGUUGAGAAAUAAAUGAGAAAAGAGGAUUAAAUUGAAGGAGAGGGAUGGGGCCAUGAAAAGGAUUAUUGAGUGUGUGCAUUUGUGUUUUCACUAUCAUUUCAAUGAUUUCAUAUCUUAAUAAAGCAAAAGUUCUUUUGUUGUUGUUUCGUUA